Molecule: messenger RNA, 1521 nt
Organism: Aureobasidium pullulans EXF-150
Lineage: Eukaryota; Fungi; Ascomycota; Dothideomycetes; Dothideales; Saccotheciaceae
Product: SURF6-domain-containing protein
Exons: 3
Coding region: 1-1521 (506 amino acids)
Biological process (GO): ribosomal large subunit biogenesis; ribosomal small subunit biogenesis
Cellular component (GO): nucleolus
Molecular function (GO): DNA binding; RNA binding
Source: RefSeq, a predicted model, not a curated record
AUGGCUGAUGAUCUAGAGGCACGUCUUGAGAGCCACGCUCAGGCAUUUGAGGGUCUUCUUUCCCUGAUUCCCGCCAAUGAAUACUACUCAAAAGAUAACAGCGACCAAUGGCAGCGCAAGAAACAGACAAAAGAGCAAAAGCGCCAAGCUAAGCGCGCAAAACUCGACCCUGCAAACCAGAAGUCCGCAAAAGACGUCAUGGAUGAGAACGAGCGCAAGAGAAAGCGAGAGCUAGGAAUCGACGAAGAUGACGAGGAUUCUUCUGCACAAAUCGAUUUGCCCGCCGACGCAGACCAACCGAGCAAGAAGCAAAAGGUUGACGAAGAGGACGACAGCGAGGACGAUGAUGCCGACGCCACAUCAAGCAGCAAAAAGACACAGGCAGACAAGAGAAAGGAGAAGCGCCGUCUGAAGAAGGAAAAGGCCGACAAGCAAAAGGCAAAGCUGGACGCCAAAAAGGCUGCUCGCAAGCAGGAACCUCAAUCUGCUGCUGGCGCUGAAGAAUCUGCCGAUGAGGAAAUGGAAGACGCCGGCAACGAAUCUGUCGACGAAGCCGCCGACGACGCAAUGGACUUCUCUGGCCUAGUCGACAACGACGAAACCUCCACCCCAGCAAGCCCCGAGCAAGCUUCUGUAUUCGACAACUCCGCAAACCAGUCUGUCACAUCCUCCUCAUCUUCAAUAGUCCCCGCCUCGAAUCCUACCGAAGGAGAUGCAACCACCACUACAAAGCCUAAGAAGGCACUCGCCCUUAAGCUGCCAGAGGUCAACGCAGAGGAACUGCAAGCUCGUCUGAAGGCCCGUAUCGAGGCACUCCGUGCUCAGCGCAAGGCCGACGGUCCUAACGGUGCCGCCCCUCGCAAUAGACAGGAGUUGCUCGAGUCGCGUCGCAAGAAGGAGGAAGCCCGUAAGCAGCACAAGAAGGAGUUGCGUCUGAAGGCAAAGGAGGAGGAGGAGCGUCUGAACAACGAGCGCCUGCGCGGUAGCGGCAGUCCGCUCGCCACACCCGACAUCUUCUCACCGCGCGCUGUAGACGAGAACAACUUCUCCUUCGGCCGUGUCGCAUUCGAUGACGAGGAGACCGAUCCCACCCUUGGUUCCAUUGCCGCUCACAAGAAGAAGAAGGGUCCCUCAGACGUCAAGACCGCCUUGGCCGCAGCCGAGAAGAAGGCCCAGCGACUCGCCGGCAUGGACGAGGAGAAGCGCAAGGAGAUUGAAGAGAAGGACAUGUGGCUCAACGCAAAGAAGCGCGCCCACGGCGAACGCGUCAAGGACGACCAAUCCCUCCUCAAAAAGACCUUGAAGCGCAAGACAGACCAAAAGACCAAGAGCGCCACACAAUGGAACGAACGCCUCGACAACGUCAAGAAGGGCAAGGAAAUGAAAGACAAGAAGAGAACCGAGAACCUAAACAAGAGACGCGACGAAAAGGGCUCCAAGAAGGGCGGCAAAAAGGGCAGCAGCAGUGGUGGUGCCAAAAAGAAGGCAAGACCGGGCUUUGAAGGCAGAUUCAAGGCUUGA